GUGAUGGAAGCCAAAGAGCCAACAACGAUGAUGACCACACUGCUAGCAAUAGACCACACUGACGUCUCUUACAGAGCAUGCUCACUCUGCGGGAGGGCUCUCCCUCCCUGACAAUCCGUUCCCUUUGCAGAUACUGCAAGCCCCUCUUCCUUCAACCCCCGCUUCCCUCGCACCAACCGCCUCUUCCGCAUUCUUAUGUCUGUUGCUUCGGAUUCCAAGGUGUUCACUGUCAUAUGGUUUGAUAAGGUGGCCAAGGUCCUCUUUGGUUGCUCUGCUGAUGAGAUUUUCGACUUCGCCAAAUUUCAUCCUUCGCUGAAACUGAAUCCAAGCUUGUCAUUUGACGUGUCGAUAAUUUGUGCAAAAACAGUUUUGAAUCAGAAUUGGUUCUCAUCUGCCAAUGCUAGUAGAAUUCUGGAGGGGGAGAUGUUUAAGAUGACAAUAUGCAAACCAAAGAACGGUAUUGCACAAAAUCUUCGGGCAAAUCACGUUGCACCAUUGAGGACUGGUUUUCAGCCGGCAAUUGUGACCUUAAGGGAAUCGUAUACAGUAAGAAGCUCUUGA
Argentina anserina (silverweed cinquefoil) is the source of this 561-nucleotide messenger RNA. RefSeq lists its product as uncharacterized. Lineage: Eukaryota; Viridiplantae; Streptophyta; Magnoliopsida; Rosales; Rosaceae. The record is from RefSeq and is a predicted model, not a curated record.